Messenger RNA from Ambispora leptoticha, 1005 nucleotides. NCBI's taxonomy places the organism in Eukaryota, Fungi, Glomeromycota, Glomeromycetes, Archaeosporales, Ambisporaceae. The record is from the annotation of a GenBank genome assembly.
AUGUCUGACGUUAACGAUGUCGAAUAUCAAGAAUCUGAUAUGUGUGAUGGUCCCGUUAAACUAGAACAACUUUUGGAGCUUGGAGUUUCUGAGUCGGAAAUAAAAAAACUCAAGGAUGCUGGAUUAAUGACUGUUGAAUCAGUUGUGUUCACUCCGAAAAAAGCUAUUUUAGGUAUUAAAGGAAUCUCUGAAAAAACUGCGGACAAGAUUAUUGAAAAUGCGAAGAAAUUGGUGCCCAUGGGAUUUACUACAGCUUCAGAAAUACAUGCGAAAAUGCAAGAUCGAAUCUUUAUCACAACAGGUUCUGCGGCGUUGGACAAGAUGCUUGGUGGCGGGAUUGAGACUGGCGCUGUCACUGAGAUUUUCGGUGAAUUUCGAACGGGGAAGAGUCAGAUCUGCCACACACUUUCUGUAACCGCCCAGCUUCCAUUAGAAAUGCAGGGUGGUUGCGGCAAGGCAAUGUAUAUUGAUACUGAAGGUACAUUCCGACCAUCUCGUCUGAUAGAGAUUUCUGAAAGAUACGGUCUGCAAGGUGAAGACGUACUCGAUAAUGUGGCCACCGCACGCGCUUAUAAUGUCGAACAUCAAAUGGACUUGAUAAUUCAGGCUGCUGCCUUGAUGACUGAAUCCAGAUUCGCAAUACUUAUCGUGGAUAGUGCUACUGCUCUUUAUCGAACUGAUUUUAAUGGUCGUGGCGAACUUUCUGCACGUCAGAAUCAUAUGGGGCAAUUCUUGAAGAGUCUUAUGCGAAUUGCUGAUGUGUUUGGCGUGGCGGUUGUCAUUACUAACCAAGUUGUAGCAUCUCCUGACUCCAAUCCUUUUGCCAGCAGUGCUCCAAAGCCUAUCGGUGGAAAUAUCAUAGCUCACGCAUCUACAACUCGGAUAUCGCUUCGCAAAGGUCGUGGUGAACUUCGUGUUGCCAAAAUAUACGAUUCGCCUUGCCUACCAGAGUCUGAAUGUCAUUUUGGCAUCAGUACCCAUGGAAUUGUGGAUGCAACUGAAUAG